AUGCGCGGUAUCCUCCCUGGGCGACCCCAGGCUAAGCUCCAAGCUGUCGCUCAUGGCCUGUGGGAAGGCCUCCAGAUAAUCGUCUACAUCUCCGGUAACGCGCUGAUCAUCCUCGAUCGACCCAACCACGUCCUCCAAACCAUCUACAUCGACGAGGAAUUCGAGCUUGAGGCAGUCGCGAUCGACGAAGGCACCGGCAAGCUCGCGGCAUGUUCGACGCGACACAUAUACAUAUAUCGGCCAUACGGGCAGGAUGAAGGCGCGAUCAAGUGGUCGCAACAGGGCAGCACGUCCCUGUCUGACGCCGAUGACACGAUAACGACCCUUUCAUGGGGCAUGCCAGACGAAUUACUCGUGGGCAGCGCAUCCCUCACCCUCUUCAACACCCACAGCGACAUUGAACGGAUCUGGACAAAGCAGCUAGCGAACCCCGUCAAGUUCGCCCACUUCUCGCCCGAUGCCGAGUUGAUAGCUUCGACAGGCAGGUACGACCGCCUCCUCAAGAUAUGGCGACGCACGUCUUUCGGUUCGGCGGAUCAGAGCUUCGACUACUUCUACCUCCCACACCCCAAGGCCAUCACAGGCUUGCAUUGGCGACACCCGUACCACAAAGACCAGUCCACGGACAACGUACUCUACACAAUAUGCGCGGACCAGAAGGUGCGAGUCUGGGUACCAGGAGAGCAUCACGGCGUAGACGGCAUGCACAUGUGGGCUGAGGUUGACCUCGUCGAGUCGAUAAUGUCACGGCAUGUGCCACUGGAGCAGCAGUCGAAGAAGCGCUAUGCCUUCUUCAUCGACGGCAAACACUUUACGCACGCGACGGAAAGAGCGAUGCAACAGGCUUCGGCAGAAGAGAAAGACCACGGCAUCGCGCUGCAUCACCUGAUAGAAGUCGCGAACCGCAACCCGGAGAUAUGCGUUGUGCUGGAUGAUAGAGGCAAUAUGUCUGCGUGGGGUUUUGAGAACGUAGGGGCAAAACAGAAGAAGGUCACCGACGUCUUCAACAUUGCGCAUGUCGAUGGACUUCAUCUACACUUCGCAAAAGUACCGAAACCCAUCGAGGACAAUGUACAGUUCUACGCAUUCAUCGGCGACAAGCCCGACUCUGAGUUGACCCUGCUAUCGCAUCACUUUGACGGGCGAAUCGAGUGGCUAGAGUCGCGCAUCGACUAUCUGUUCGACCCUUCGUCACAGCCACAGCGCAUUCAGCGUAAGGCUAUGUGGACGGGACACUCACAUGCCAUCAAGAAGGUCAAUCGCACAGCUAGCGGAAGAGCAUUGGUAUCGCGGACCACGACAGAUGAAUGUAUUGUAUGGCUACAGCGGCAGAGCGAUCAGGGCAUGACGUUACAUCGACACUGCAGCGUCAAAGUGACGGAGCACAUCCAUCGUACUGCUCUCUUGCAAGAGGGUAACUUCAUUGUCUUCCUACAUCAUGCCGAGAUCUCGCUUUGGGAUACCCGUGGUCAUGAGGCCGUUGAGAUGACACGGCUCGCAUAUAAACUCCAGGGCAAACCUCUUUGUUUGCUAGUGAUACCAGAGGUCGAAGUUGGCGGACAGCGCAUACAUAUCGCCACCAUCAGUGCCGAGAUGAAGGGUAUCUGCUGGGAGGUCACACUGCCAAAAUCGGAGCGAGAUGCACUUUCGAGUGAGGAACAGCCCGCCAUCGCGCACACCAAUGGCUAUACCAACGGUCAUUCAGAGAUCACGCUCAACGAGUUUUCCACAUUUAACCUUGGAUCUGGCGACGACCUUGCCUUUGUACUGCCUGUAGACCCCGCUGGUACAGCACCCGUCAUCUCGGGUUUCCUUGACACCUUUGCUCGGGAUGUAGCCAUCUCAUACACAAAAUCCGGAAUCAUCAAGUCCUGGACUGCGCGCGUCAGCAUCGAAGACCGAAAAUUGGACUGGCUGUUGACUUCGGAGGUCGAGACUGGCGUUAAGAACCCAUCACUUGCUAGUGGCACGUCGAUACGUAAGGCUGCGUUGGCUGAUGCUGAUCGAACUACGCUCACUAUAUGGAACACCCGAAGCGCCCAGUUGGAACAUGAAGAGACAUUCGAAGGCAGCGGAAGCAUUCAGGAUCUCGACUGGUCUUCUACUCCCGACAAUCAGUCCAUACUUGCUGUUGGCUUCCCCCACCGUGUCGUCAUCUACGCCCAGCUGCGAUACGAUUACCUCAACGCCGGUCCAUCCUGGGUACAGAUCAGUGACGUGCGCAUUCGCGACAUCACGCCACAUCCGAUCGGCGAUUCGGUAUGGCUAAGCAGUGGUAAUCUGGUCAUUGGCGCAGGCAACCAGCUCUUCAUUCAAGAUGAGCAUGUCCAGGUGUCCGAAGGGCUAUUCCCUAGCUUACGUACCAUCUCACGGAAGACGGCAUCUAUUGACAUCUUCGAUGCGGUUAGCAGACUCAACGGUCCUCUACCCGCGUACCACCCCCAGUUACUUUCACAAUGCGUCUUGGCUGGCAAAUUACUAUUGGUGCAGCGCAUCUUGAUCCGGCUUUACAGUACACUCAAGUUCUGGAUCGAAGGCGAAGAGCUUGACAGCUCGUUGGGAUUCGCACCUGAAGACUUCUCAGAAGCUGAGGCAUGUAUAUGA
Molecule: messenger RNA, 2604 nt
Organism: Alternaria viburni
Lineage: Eukaryota; Fungi; Ascomycota; Dothideomycetes; Pleosporales; Pleosporaceae
Exons: 3
Coding region: 1-2604 (867 amino acids)
Biological process (GO): vacuolar acidification
Cellular component (GO): RAVE complex
Molecular function (GO): protein binding
Source: RefSeq, a predicted model, not a curated record